AUGGCGAGCCAAAUCGCGAGCAAGAAUCUCUACGACCUCCUGGGCAACGACCCCGAGCUCGACCCUGACCGCGAGCCCGAGCCGCCCACCAAGGCCAUCGACAAGCCUGUCCAGAGGUCUGGCAAGCGCAACGAUGCUGCCGAUGCUCCACGACCUGCUGCGGGAGGACGUGCUGGUGCGCAGGAUGUGCAGAGGCGCGCCGACCUAGCCGGCGACCGCCCUAACAACAACCGUGCCGAGCGUCGUGAUGAUGGCAUGCGCCAGGAUCGUCACUCCGACCGCCUUAGGGAGCCUAGGGAGCACCGUGGAGGCGACAUUGACGGACGUGGCCGUGGACGCGGAGGACGCGGUGGGCGAGGCGGCCGUGGCCGAGGCGAGUACCGCGGCACUAGGACUGCCCGCGACGAUCGCCAGAACCACUCCGGCAUUGGCGAGCACGACAAGCAGGCUGCGCACGGAUGGGGCGCCGAGACUGGUGCUGGCGAGUGGGCUGAUGAGAAGGCCGGCGAAGCCAUCGCCCAGGCCGAGGGCAAGGACGAGCCAGGCUUCACUCCGAACACCGACGCUCGCGAUCCCGCGUUCAGCAACGGCCCUGACGCCACUACCGGUGAGGCUAACGCUGCUCCCGCCGAGGAGGAAGACAAGACCAAGUCCUACGAGCAAUACCUUGCUGAGCUCGCCGAGAAGCGUCUAGCUCUCGGCUCCGGCAACCAGGAAGUCCGCAAAGCCAACGAGGGCUCUAAACAGAAGUUCCCAGAAGGCACAGCCUUUUCCCGCAAUCCAGAAGAAGAGAACUUCUUCUCUGGCUCUGGCGGCAAGGCCAAGAAGACCAAGGAGCGCACUGAGAAGGAGACUGUCCAGCUUGAUGGCCAGUACUACGCUCCCGUCGAGCAGGAGGGCGGACGUGGCGGACGUGGCGGUCGUGGCGGCAGCCGUGGCGGCUCCCGCGGUGAUCGUGAGGGCGGUCGUGGACGUGGCGAUCGUGGUGAAGGACGUGGUGAGGGACGUGGACGCGGUGGUCGCGGUCGCGGGGAGGGCUUUAGGGGAGGACCUCGUGGCGGUGGUGAGCAGCGCGGUGGUGCGCCUCGUGGCGGUGGUAACUUCAACGCCCAGGACAGCUCCGCCUUCCCAGCUCUCGGUGCUUAG
This is a messenger RNA of Recurvomyces mirabilis, 1146 nucleotides long. RefSeq lists its product as uncharacterized. The coding region runs from base 1 to 1146 and encodes 381 amino acids. Lineage: Eukaryota; Fungi; Ascomycota; Dothideomycetes; Mycosphaerellales; Teratosphaeriaceae. The record is from RefSeq and is a predicted model, not a curated record. The transcript has 5 exons.